Molecule: messenger RNA, 651 nt
Organism: Scatophagus argus
Lineage: Eukaryota; Metazoa; Chordata; Actinopteri; Scatophagidae
Gene: tomm7
Product: translocase of outer mitochondrial membrane 7 homolog (yeast)
Exons: 3
Coding region: 68-235 (55 amino acids)
Biological process (GO): protein import into mitochondrial matrix
Cellular component (GO): mitochondrial outer membrane translocase complex
Source: RefSeq, a predicted model, not a curated record
CUCUUCCGUCACUUCCUCUUUCGUUGUCCUUGGCAGAAGCAGCGUUUCCACUGUUCAGGAUAAACACAUGGCUAAACUGAGCAAAGAGACCAAACAGCGGCUGCAGCAGCUGUUCCAGUGCGGCCAGUUUGUCAUCCGAUGGGGUUUUAUACCAACUGUGCUGUACCUCGGUUUCAAACGAGGAGCAGAUCCAGGAAUGCCUGAACCCACAGUUUUGAGUUUGCUAUGGGGCUAAGGAACGUGUCCACACAACAUACAGUCCAGUCCUCCCCUCUCAACAAGACCAUGUGACCCAACUGUCAUUGGAAAUCCAGAAAAUGGACAUUAUUUAUCACUUUUCACUCCAAAAAUCACACUCUUAAGUGUCUGAGAAGUAAGGAAUGAAUAUUACCUGCGGCCAUACUGUUUAUGGUCUCAUACAUAUACAGUACAUUUGUGGAGAGUGUCUGCAACAUGGAUAGAAGAUAUUUGGAGAAACCAACUGGAAUCAAGACUUUGUCUCUGCAAAUAUGUAGUCUUGACUAGACUAUCUGUUGGUGUUUUGUUUGCAAUGUCUGUCAGUGAUGUUUGGAUACAAAAUUCAUUCCUCGUUUUUUUCUCUUUUUAUUUGUAAUUUAAAGUUCCUGAAAUUAAAUCCUCACUGAAAUGUCA